CGGAUAUAGCUCAGAGAUACAGGAUAAGCAAAUACCCGACUCUGAAACUCUUCCGGAACGGAAUGAUGAUGAAGAGAGAAUACAGGGGCCAGAGGUCGGUGACAGCAAUAGCAGAUUACAUCCGGCAGCAGAAGAGUAACCCUAUUCGGGAGGUCCAGGAUUUGGAAGAAAUUCAUUCUCUAGAUCGCAGCAGAAGAAAUAUUGUUGGAUACUUUGAGCAGAAGGAUUCUGACAAUUACAGAAACUUUGAAAGAGUAGCAAAUAUUUUGCAUGAUGAUUGUGUAUUCCUGUCUGCCUUUGGGGCUAUUUCAAAAGCAGAGAGAUUUAGCGGAGACAAUGUAAUCUACAAGCCACCAGGGGAAAAUGCUCCAGAUAUGGUGUAUUUAGGCUCGCUAACCAAUUUUGAUUUGAUUUAUGCAUGGACACAAGAUAAAUGUGUGCCACUAGUUCGAGAAAUUACGUUUGAAAAUGGGGAGGAACUGACAGAAGAAGGCCUUCCUUUUCUCAUACUUUUCCACAUGAAAGAUGACUUGGAGAGCUUAGAGAAAUUCCAGCAGGAGGUUGCACGACAGUUAAUAAGUGAAAAAGGUACAAUAAACUUCCUCCACGCUGACUGUGAUAAGUUCAGGCACCCACUCCUCCACAUUCAGAAGACUCCAGCAGACUGCCCUGUAAUUGCCAUUGAUAGCUUUAGGCACAUGUACGUCUUCCCAGACUUCAGUGAUUUGUCAGUUCCAGGUAAACUGAAGCAAUUUGUACUAGACUUGCAUUCGGGAAAACUGCAUAGAGAGUUUCAUCAUGGCCCUGAUCCAACUGAUGUAGCACCUGGACAGCCAAUUCAGGAUUUAGCAAGCAGCCCACCAGAGAGCUCCUUCCAGAAACUGGCACCCAGUGAACAUAGGUACACCUUAUUGAGGGAAAAAGAUGAACUUUAAAAACUUGACAUAAUCUUGCAAGCCUUUCAGACAGCAGCGUUGACUUCCGUGUGGUGGAAAUAGUAAACCUAUAUUUUCAUAAUUCUAUGUGUAUUUUUAUUUUGAAUAAACUGAAAAAUAAUUUGGUUUUUUUCUCCCCAGGCUUGUAAAUACCUUUGUUUGGUGGGUCAUUCUGUACAGCAUCUUUCAAACAGUACCUUCCUAAUGCUAUAGUGAAAUAUCAGAGACCCAGCCAGACUCUUGAUCUAACUCUGUUCUGUAAAACUUUUAUAAUCCAAAUGAAGGUAUCCUCGCCAGAGACAUGCUGUUAACUUGCACUAUCCCAUUAAAUAGGACUUUUGGGUUGUUUUCUGUGUAACCUUGGUAGUAUGUGCUUUUUCUUCUCCUCCUUCAUGUGGACAGCUAUCCUGGUAAUCUUUCUUUGUCACAUUUUUCUCCAACUUAAGAGGGUCUUCUAUUCUGGAUACUUGGGAGGGGAAUAAAUUAAAGUUUUACAGAA
Molecule: messenger RNA, 1434 nt
Organism: Merops nubicus (carmine bee-eater)
Lineage: Eukaryota; Metazoa; Chordata; Aves; Coraciiformes; Meropidae
Gene: ERP44
Product: endoplasmic reticulum protein 44
Exons: 8
Source: RefSeq, a predicted model, not a curated record